Egretta garzetta (little egret) is the source of this 1716-nucleotide messenger RNA. It is a transcript of the gene RAMAC, whose product is annotated as RNA guanine-7 methyltransferase activating subunit. Gene Ontology annotation, biological process: RNA 5'-cap (guanine-N7)-methylation. Gene Ontology annotation, molecular function: RNA binding. Bases 1 to 375 code for a protein of 124 amino acids. The record is from RefSeq and is a predicted model, not a curated record. The transcript has 2 exons. Lineage: Eukaryota; Metazoa; Chordata; Aves; Pelecaniformes; Ardeidae.
AUGUUUAAAGUUUUCAGAAUGACUUCCUUGGUUGACAUGCCCCUGAAUUAUGAAAAGAUGUUUGCUCAUCGAUUCACAGCAGAUGAUGAAGAAUACCAAGAAUAUCUGAAACGCCCUGUAGAUCCGCCUCCUAUAGUUGAAGAAUGGAGGAACAGAUCUGGUGGCAACCAGAGAAACAGAGAUCGGUUUCAAGACGGUAGAUAUUUUCGAGGGGACAGGUACAACUGGCAAGGUGACUAUAGAUCUAAUCAGAGGCCAGAAAGAAGUUGGGGUAAUAACUACCAGCAGCACAGGCAAGGACAGUCGUAUUCCUCCCACUACGGACAAUAUGGCUACAACUCCUACAACUCAGGCCCUCGUUACCAUCCCUACUGAUGGUACUUGUGGUUUGAAAGUCCAGUAAUGCUACGUAACAAAUUCAGUUAGACUUCAGUUUUCUUAUUUUUCCACAGUUUUAGAGAUAACUGAAGAAUCAAUAUUACAGUCCAUUGCUGUUUAUCUGUUGUGUGAAGUGAAAAAGAGAAUACCUUUUAUGAAUAGUAAAAGCAUAUUAUAUGGAGUUUGUUUAGAAUCUGUAGAUCUUAGAUUAAAUUUCUAUCUCAUCCUUUUGUCUGAACACAUACUAGUACACUUCCUCCAUCACCGAGGGUUCUCUCCAUUACGUUUUAGGAAACACAACAGGUCAGGGGAAAAUAGCUGUGGUUUGUGUGCAGCCUGUAGCAGCGGCACGUUGCCUUAGGAGAGUUCUUUUUGAAAGUGACAUGCUGUGUCUUGCUCUGGACAGAAUUUCUUAGUUUGGCUUUUGAUAGUGAGAAAAGCUCAGUUUGGUUUGAAUUUCAGACGCCUUAAAACUGAGAAGAGAGAUGCUACUGCAGAAAUAUUCUAUGGGGUCAGCAUAGUGUCUGUUGACCCAAUGGCUUCAAUUUAUUUGCAGUAUUCCUCUUAAAACAUGGUCUAAAAGUUGGAAUAAAAAUUAAAUCAUUUAAAUAUGUAUCUUAUUGUAGUAGUUCAGUGAUACACAAGUUUCACCUGCAAAGUGAUAUCAGACUUAGAUUAAUUUGUGUUGUCUUAAAAUAAAUUUGGUAUGUGUAUAAGAAAUUUUUGAAUUCCCAUUUCAGUAAAGCUGUAAAAUGUUGAUGAUAAUUGUAAUUAGUUUGUAGGAGAUACUUUGUGCAUGUUAUAGAAUAAAGGAACUGUUAUCAGUACUGUUCUGUACUUUUUUUGCAUGAGAAAAUAGCAUAAGCAGUGCAGAGCGUUAUUCGUUUCUUAGAAAUUAAGUUCUGUGGGUUUUUUUAAGUAUUCGCACAAUAAAAGUAUAGUUCACAUGCACGGAUGUUUCUGAAUAUUUCUGAAAGCUACUUUUGAAACAUUCAGAAUUGCAACACUGUCAUCCAGGCUGACGGCUGCACAAGGAGCAGUGCUAACAGCUAAGUGUUAAUACUGGACAGAUGUUGGUUUAAGUUAGAAGAAUGGCCUACUCAGCGACAGUCAAGAGGAUGAGACACACUGUGAUUAAUUAGGAGUCUGGAGUGUUAAUCCACUAUCUUACAUUCUACUAUAAUAGGGUCAAAGUUCUCCAUUUCAGCACUUACGUGAUAAGCUAAUUUGUUAUCAGGAGAGCAGUGCAUUUCUGUGUGCUGGACAUUUUCUUCUGCUGUUGUACAGAAACACGGACCCAUCCACACUGACUGUUGUAAAGUCAUGGCAUUAUGUGAU